GCCCACAACAUUGGUGAUAAACAAACAGUAUGCGCAUGCGUACUUGGAGUUCCGAGGACUAGUCUUCCUGUGCGGAGGUGAAACGUUGCUUUAUAGCUAAAUUGAAUACUGAAAGAAAAAUACGUAUUCUGUCAGCACAAAUCCAACAGGCUUCUGCCACUAUGGCAUCGGACUCAGGGUCUCAGAAUCCUGGCUCUGGACUUAUGACUUUCUACCCCUCAAAGGAGGAGUUCAAGAAUUUUAGCAGAUACAUUGCCUAUAUGGAGUCCCAAGGAGCUCACAAAACUGGGAUGGCAAAGGUUGUGCCUCCUAAGGACUGGAAGCCGAGGCGCACCUACGAUGACAUCGAUGAGCUGGAGAUCCCGGCCCCCAUCCAGCAGGUGGUCACGGGCCAGUCGGGCCUCUUCACCCAGUACAACAUCCAGAAGAAGCCCAUGACCGUGCGCGAGUUUCGCAAGAUCGCCAACACCGACAAAUUCUGCCAUCCCCGAUAUGUGGACUUUGAGGAGCUGGAGAGAAAGUACUGGAAGAACCUCACUUUCAAUCCACCACUGUAUGGGGCUGAUGUGAAUGGGACUCUCUACGAUUCUGAUGUGACCGAGUGGAACAUCGGACGCCUGAACACCAUCCUGGACACGGUGGAGAGGGAGAGCGGGAUCAAGAUCAAAGGGGUGAACACGCCCUACCUCUACUUCGGAAUGUGGAAGACCACCUUCGCCUGGCACACCGAGGACAUGGACCUCUACAGCAUCAACUACCUUCACUUCGGGGAGCCCAAGUCCUGGUAUUGUGUUCCUCCAGAACAUGGGAAACGCUUGGAACGCCUGGCCAAAGGGUUUUUCCCUGGAAGUGCCCAGAGCUGUGAAGCCUUCCUCAGACACAAGAUGACUUUAAUCUCCCCGUCCAUCCUGAAGAAGUACGGCAUUCCGUUUGAAAAGAUCACUCAGGAAGCUGGCCAGUUCAUCGUGACAUUCCCGUACGCCUACCACGCUGGCUUCAACCACGGCUUCAACUGCGCGGAGUCCACCAACUUCGCCACCCAGCGCUGGAUCGAGUACGGGAAGCAAGCCACCCUGUGCACCUGCAGGAAGGACAUGGUGAAGAUCUCCAUGGACGUGUUCGUGCGCAAGUUCCAGCCCGACCGCUACAAGCAGUGGAAGGCGGGGAAGGACAACGCGCCCAUCGACCACUCCAAGCCCACGCCCGAGGCGGCCGAGUUCCUGAAGGAGGAGGAGGAGGAGGGGCAGCCGGGCUCCGAGGGGGAGCCCAACGGGAAGGAGGGAGGCGCGCUCAGCCCCGCCGCUGAGGGAGAGAACAGCCCUUCCAAACAGAGGAUUGGAGCAAAGAGGCCCCGGGCUUGUCUGGAUGCUCCAGAGGAGGUGGCCCCCAAGAAGGAGGAGGAGAGCAAAGAGGAGGAGGAGGAGGAGGAUGAGGUGGAGGAGAAGAAGGCCAGGCUGACCCAACCAGAGCAGGGCAGUGGGGGACCGGGCCCGGCGGACGCAGAUGCCUCCCAGGCACCGGAGGCAAAGCAGGAGAACGCGGGGGAGGGGCAGGCUCACCUGGAUGAGGACGACGACGGCCCCGCGGGCCGAGGCGACGGCGACGGCAAGGGAGAGGGAGAGGGACACGCCCGGCCCCCCGGGUCCGGCGAGCCCCCUCCCCCUCCCCCUCGGCCGGCCCCCAGCCCCAGCCCCAGCCCCGCCCACGUGCUGUUCCAGAGAACGCUGAGCCCCGCCGAGGCCUUGCACGUCCACAGCUACGCCAAGGGGGACUACUGCGAGGCCGAGGCCCCGCCCAAGGAGGAGGGCGGGGCCGAAGCCCAGGCGGCGCCGCGGAACAACGGCAAGCAGGGGGCAGGAGACGACAGUAAAAGUGGGAACCUGAAGGGUGAGCUCGCCAAGCUGCCUCGGCAUCACCCCUUGAUAAAGGACUGCUUCAGUGACGAGGAGCUCCCGGAGCAGGCGGCCGCAGAGGAGGAGGGGCUGGAGGGAGAGGCCUGGGUGAAGCCCCUCACCCACCUCUGGCAGAACAGACCUCACGACCUGGAGAAAGAGAAGGAGUACAACCGCAGGAUGGGUCUGCAGGCGCCCUACUGCGCCGUCUGCGUGCUGUUCCAGACCUACCAGCGGUCCGAGUGCACUGACAGUGCCCAGAGUCCUGUAGACCCCACUGGAGGUCAGCUGAGGACCAAGCCUCUGAUCCCGGAGAUGUGCUUCACCGCCACAGAGGACAACUCCGAGGUGCACUUCUCUGCCCCCUACCUGGAAGAUGACGGAACCAGCCUGCUGAUCAGCUGUUCACAGUGCAGUGUGCGGGUGCAUACCAGCUGUUACGGUGUGGCCCCAGAGAGGGUGUCCGAGGACUGGAUGUGCGCUCGCUGCAAGGCCAACGCCGUGACUGAGAACUGCUGUUUGUGUACUCUGAGGGGAGGGGCCCUGCACCGAGCCAACAAUGACAAGUGGGUCCACGUCCUGUGCGCCGUGGCGGUGCUGGAAGCGCGCUUCGUGAACAUCGCGGAGCGCAGUCCGGUGGACCUCAGCGGGAUCCCCUUACAGAGGUUUAAACUGAAAUGCUACUACUGUAAGAAGCGGACGAAGAAGACGUCCGGCUGCUGCGUGCAGUGCUCCCACGGCCGCUGCCCGACGGCGUACCACCCCACCUGCGCCCAGGCCGCCGGCGUCCUCAUGCACCCCGACGACUGGCCCUUCGUCGUCUACGUGACCUGCUGCCGGCACAAGGGCCCUAUCCACACUGAGCGCAACAAGGCCGCCAUGCGGGAGCUGGCCGUGGGCCAGAGGGUGAUCUGCAAGCACAAGAAUGGCCGCUAUUAUCAGUGCGAGGUGGUGCAGCUGACCAAAGAGACCUUCUACGAGGUCAACUUUGACGACGGCUCGUUCAGCGACAACCUCUUCCCUGAGGACAUCGUGAAUCGGGACUGUGCACAGUUGGGGCCCCCUCCACACGGUGAGGUUGUGCAAGUCCGCUGGACAGAUGGCCUGGUCUAUGGAGCCAAGUUUGUGGCAGCUCACAUCAUCCAGAUGUAUCAGGUCGAGUUUGAAGAUGGGUCACAGCUAACGGCCAAGAGGGAUGACGUCUACACUCUGGAGGAGGAGCUGCCAAAGAGAGUGAAGACACGGCUGUCUGCAGCUUCAGACAUGCGCUUUGACGGGAUCUUCACCGAGAAGGAAGUCAUUCAGGAGUCCAAGAGGCAGCGGGUGAUAAACUCGCGGUACAGGGGGGAUUACAUCGAGCCUGUGAUCUACAGAGCCAUCAUGGAGUAAUCAACCAAAAAAAAAAAAAAUCACCCAACCCUCCAGAGACCCACCAGCACUGACGUUCAGGAAACGUACCCCUAAAACCUUAAUUUAUUCGAGUGCAGCUUUUUCUGGGCUGAUCCUGUCUCCAGAAGUCUUUCAGUCCAGCGUAUUUUUUUCAAUUGUUCAACAGCAUAUUUGGUACACAAUUGAGUAGCAGUACAGUGGCUGGCUACGGCUCGAGCUGAAAAUGGGAGGUCGGCCAUUGAAUCCUAGUUUUUAUAGUUUUGUGGGGAAUUUUGCCAUACGCAACAGGUUUUUCUGUUAAGGGAUCAGAGCUACGAGAAUAUUUCAGAUCCCAGUUUCGGAAAAUGUCACCUGUUGGGUUUAUUUAUUUAUUUUCCACAGCAUUGGGGUGCUUCUUUUGCCAGCAUUUGGCAAAAAGGAUAUGCCAUUUUAUUUUAAUAACUUUUAAGCUUUUAACUCUUCAGAGCUAUUGCCAGUUGGCUCCAUUUUUAAAGAUAGUAUACGUGUAGGAUGUACAUAUUACAUAGCAUUACAUUUCUAAGGUUUAAUUCCUUAUGUAUUAUAAGGUGCUUUGAAAGAAAUAACCUUGCAAUACAUUCGUUCAUCAAUAUCUUUGAACACAACUUCUAAAAGUGUAGCUCAUUUGUUAACACAGGUAGCAAGUGCUUCAGAACUGAUAAUGCACAAAAAUGUCUGUUUUUAAUUCUGAUGAUCAGUUGAUGAAAGCCUAGCCUUAAAUUCCAAGGGCUUCUCAUCCCGCCACUGGGUUCAGUGUUCCAUUUGAUCUGUAUUUAAGUCCAAGAAUUUGGGGGUUUUAAAGUUGCUCAUGGUAGUUAAAAUCUUGUUCAAGAAAGAACCUGUAUAUACAUAUAUUUAUAUAUUUGUUAUCUGAAUAAGUUUUAUGUUUUGAAAUGCAUUAAUUUUGAAUUCGGAAGCUCUCCUCAUCUGAACUGUGUGUUGGUGUGCCCCGUGCCCCAUGCUCAUCUUUUUAAAAAUGCACUUCCAGAGAAACAGAUUGAUGUCUGGCAGUCUUACUGAAUUAUCUGUAAAAGGCCUAGUAAUGCAUAUGAAAUUAAACUUGGCUGAAGCCCAUCUCUGCAUACGUAGAUUUAAAACGGAGGACAUAUUUAAAGUUGAGAAGGAACAUGGGGCGAAACAUAAGUGUAAUGUAUUUUUUGUUGGUUUUGUUUUUGCAAAAAAAAAAUUUUUUGUUUAUUCUAUACUGUGUGUUAAAUUGUAUUUUAAUAGAAUAUAUGUAGUUUAUUUAAAGAUGUAAACUGUGUACCUAUAUGACUACAUGUUGUGUCCUGUGUCCUUGACCAUUUCCACCAAAAAUGGUUGCCUGCCAUUUUGAAAGCCUUCUGCUGUUUUCUUUCUGCAGUGCUCGACACCACUUAGCCAAGCAUAUCAGUUCAUUUUAUAAGCUCCAUUUAUUUGUUACUUGCGUCAGUAAAGGAUUCAGGAAGGCGCGUUCUA
This is a messenger RNA of Anguilla anguilla (European eel), 4757 nucleotides long. It is a transcript of the gene kdm4aa, whose product is annotated as lysine (K)-specific demethylase 4A, genome duplicate a. The record is from RefSeq and is a predicted model, not a curated record. The coding region runs from base 162 to 3281 and encodes 1039 amino acids. Gene Ontology annotation, cellular component: nucleus. Gene Ontology annotation, biological process: chromatin remodeling. The transcript has 22 exons. Gene Ontology annotation, molecular function: histone H3K36 demethylase activity; histone H3K9 demethylase activity. NCBI's taxonomy places the organism in Eukaryota, Metazoa, Chordata, Actinopteri, Anguilliformes, Anguillidae.